This is a messenger RNA of Prunus armeniaca (apricot), 5151 nucleotides long. The record is from the annotation of a GenBank genome assembly. Lineage: Eukaryota; Viridiplantae; Streptophyta; Magnoliopsida; Rosales; Rosaceae.
AUGGAUGCCAGGAAAGCCCAUAAAGCCUCCUCUUCAUCCUCACCGUCCUCCUCAUCAAAACGUUGGGAGUACCAAGUGUUCUUGAGCUUCAGAGGUGAAGACACACGCAAGGGCUUCACAGGCCACCUCCACGCCGCAUUAUCUAAUGCCGGAAUCCGCUCCUUUCUUGACGACGAAGAGCUAAAAAGAGCGGAAUUUAUAAAAACCCAACUGGAGCAGGCAAUCGACAGGUCCAUGAUCUCCAUAAUUGUCUUCUCCAAGAGCUAUGCCGAUUCCAGUUGGUGUCUUGACGAACUGGUGAAGAUCAUGGAGUGUAGAGAACGAUUGGGGCAACAGGUCAUUCCAUUGUUCUAUAAUGUUGAGGCUUCAGAUGUCCGGAAACAAACUGGUAGUUUUGCACAAGCUUUUGAGAAACAUGAAGCGGGCAAACAUGAGAAAGAAAAGGUACAGCGAUGGAGGAAUGCUCUCAGUCAAGCAGCAGAUUUGUGUGGGGAAGAUCUUAAAAAUGCUGACAAUGGGCAUGAAGCAAAGUUUAUCAAGAAAAUUCUUGGUGUGGUUAAUAACUUGGUGAACAGAAAAUACCGAUUAGACAUCAAACACCCUAUUGGAAUUACUUAUCGGGUGAAGGCUUUGAGUAAUCACUUAGAUAUUGAAAAUUCAGGUUCUAAGGAUGUUGUUCGCAUGAUCGGUAUUUGGGGGAUGGGCGGCAUUGGGAAAACAACGCUUGCCAAAGCCAUUUAUAACAAAUUUGAAGGUAGCUUUGAAGGUAGGAGUUUCCUUGCAAACGUGAGGGAAGUAAUUGCAAACCAACCAAUGGGUCUGGUUCGUUUGCAAAAACAACUUCUAAAUGAUAUCUUGAAAAGCGAGGGCAUAAAGGUUGGCUCUGUUGCUAAGGGGAUCGAUAUGAUCAGAGCAAGACUUUGCUGUAAAAUAGCACUUGUCAUAAUUGACGAUGCAGAUGAUCUACACCAACUAGAAGCAAUAGCUGGAGCUCGUGAUUGGUUUGGCCCUGGAAGUAGAAUUGUUAUAACAACAAGAAAUAAACAUUUGCUACAGCAAGUUGGAGUGGAUAGCACAUAUAUCGCUGAAAAAAUGGACGAGGAAGAAGCUCUAGAGUUCUUUAGUUGGCAUGCCUUCAAAAGAGGUUAUCCUGAUCAAGAAUACCUUGACCUCUCAAAACUUGUAAUUCAUUACUGUCGAGGCUUGCCACUAGCACUUGAAGUUGUAGGGUCUUUUCUGAUUAAAAGAUCCCCAGUGGAGUGGGAAAAUCAUUUGGAGAAAUUGAAAAGAAGUCCUGAUGGAGAUAUUCAAAAAAUACUCAGAAUAAGCUUUGACAGGCUACCUGAUGAUACAAUGAGAAAGAUAUUCCUUGAUAUAUCUUGUUUCUUUAUUGGAGAGGACAAGGACUAUGUCACACAAAUAUUAGCUGGAUGUGGCUUUUUUGCAACAACAGGAAUCAGUGUCCUCAUUGAACGGUGCCUUGUAACUGUUAGUGAGUAUAACAAGCUGAGGAUGCAUGAUUUGCUUCGAGACAUGGGAAGAGAGAUUGUCCGUGAAAAUGACCGCGAUCACCCUGAAAAAUUUAGUAGAUUGUGGAAACAUGAAGACGUAAUAGAUGUAUUGAGCGAUAAAUCUGGAACUGAAGAAAUUGAAGGAGUUGCUCUACAUUUGCAUCCAGAUUUGUGUCGAAGUUACUUUGGAGAGUUGGAUCUAGAUUCGGAUUUAGAUUCGGGUCAAGAUUCGGAUCUAGAUUUGACUAGAUUCAGUGCACAAGCAUUUACCAACAUGAAAAAACUGAGGUUACUCCACCUCAGCGGAGUAGAGCUCACUGGAGAGUACAAAGAUUUUCCCAGAAGGUUAAUAUGGUUGUGCUGGCGUUAUUUUCCUUUAAAGUCCAUACCAGAUGACUUUCCUGUGCAACCAAAACUAGUUGCUUUAGACCUGCAGUAUAGCAACCUCAAAAUAGUUUGGAAGGAUUGCAAGUUGCAUGGGAAUUUGAAAAUCCUUAAUCUCAGCCAUUCCCGUAGGCUAACAAAAUCACCAGACUUUUCAAAACUCCCAAAUCUCGAGGAAUUGAUAUUGCAAUCCUGUUGGAGAUUGUCUGAGGUUCACUCAUCCAUCGGGGAUCUUGGAAGACUUUCUUUGGUAAAUCUUGAAGGCUGCAUAAGGCUAAGGGAUCUCCCACUGAAUUUCUAUAAAUCCAAGUCUAUUGAAACUCUUCUACUUAAUCGUUGUUCGAGUUUUGAAAAGUUGGCUGAGGGCUUAGGGGACAUGGUAUUAUUGACAACUCUAAAAGCGGAUUUGACAUCCAUAAGACAAAUACCAUCGUCCAUAUUAAAAUUGAAGAAACUGGAAGUUUUAUCUUUAUGUUAUGCAAGCGCUGAGCCGCCAUCAACAAAUCUUUUGCCUCCUUCAUUGGAAAGUUUAAGCUCCUUAAGAAAAUUAUAUCUUGUAGGAAAUGAUUUUUGCAGCCUACCAAGCCUCAGUGGUCUUUCACAGCUUCAAGUUUUGUCUUUGCAUGAGUGCAAAAAUCUUUGUGCAAUUCCAGAUUUACCAACAAAUUUGAAAGUCUUACGAGCAGAUGGCUGCUUUGCAUUGAAAAAAAUGCCAGAUUUUUCAGAAAUGUCAAAUAUAAGAGAAUUGUAUCUAAGAGAUUCGGACAAACUCACUGAGAUUCCAGGCCUGGAUAAGUCAUUAAACUCCAUGACAAUGAUUCAUAUGGGAAAUUGCAGUAAUCUUACUGCCGAUUUUAGGAAGAACAUCCUACAGGGGUGGACUUCUUGCGGAUAUGGUGGCAUUUUUCUCAGUGGAAAUGAUAUUCCUGAUUGGUUCCACUGUGUCCAUGACGAUGAUAUUGUAAAUUUCACCGUGCCUCAAAGUGUUGGUCGUAUUUUGAAAGGGUUAACUUUGUCCUUCGUUUGCUCUUCAGGCUUAUACGAUGGUUGCCGUAUUAGCCUUAAAAACAUGACCAAGGGUACUGAGCUUGACGCCAGGAUCAAGCCUGUUUGUCCAAAUAAUGGUUAUCAUCUUUGGCAAGGACAGUUAUCAAAUGACGAGCUCAAAUUGCAAGACGGUGAUAAAGUCUUGAUUGAAAUAAUAGUGGAGAAAGAUGAUUGGGUGCAGGUGAAGAAAACAGGUGUUAGUCUGGUGUGGGACAAAUUUAUGAAUGAAAAUAUGAUUGAUUACCAUCGUUGUGCGUAUGAACGUCGCCCAUCUCAAAAUCUGGUCAAUGAUGAUGACAUCAUUCAUGUCGAAGAUGAUAAUCACAUAACAAAAUCCCCAGACUUUUCAAAAUUCCCAAAUCUUGAAAAGUUGAUAUUGAAAGGUUGUACGAGCUUGUAUAAGGUUCACUCAUCCAUCGGGUAUCUUGAAAGACUUUCUUUGGUAAAUCUUGAAGACUGCGAAAUGCUAGAGGAUCUCCCACUGAAUUUCUAUAAAUCAAAGUCUAUUGAAACUCUUCUACUGAAUGGUUGUCGGAGUUUUGAAAACUUGGCUGAUGGCUUAGGGGACAUGGUAUCAUUGAAAAUUUUGAAAGCAGAUAAGACAGCCAUCAGACAAAUUCCAUCUUCCAUAGUAAAAUUGAAGAAGUUGAGAAUUUUAUCUCUAUCUGGCUGCUGGCAGUUCACUGAGGAUGCAAUCCCUAAGGAUCUAUGUAGCCUAAUUUCCUUAGAAGAUCUGCUUCUUGGAGACAAUGACUUUUGUAGCCUACCAAGUCUCGCUGGUCUUUCGAAGCUCAAGGUCUUGUGUGUAAAUGCAUGCAGAGAACUUCGUGCAAUCCCAGAUUUACCAACCAAUUUGUAUGUUCUGAAAGCAAAUGACUGCCCAAAAUUGAAAACAAUUCCAGAUUUUUCAAAAAUGUCGAAUAUGAGAGAAUUGCAUCUACGUGAUUCGGUCAAACUCACUGAGGUUCCAGGCUUGGAUAAGUCAUUAAACUCCAUGACAAGGAUUCAUAUGGAAGGCUGCACCAAUCUCACUGCCGAUUUUAGGAACAACAUCCUACAGAGAUGGACUUCUUGUGGAUUUGGUGGAAUUUAUUUGAAUGGAAUUUAUGAUAUUCCUGAGUGGUUCGAGUUGGACGAUGAGGUGGAAAAUAUCGUCUUCUUUGAAGUUCCUCAAAGAAUCAUGGGUCGUGAUUUAAAAGGGUUGACUACAUGCUUCGUUUACUCUUCAGACAGGCCAAAACUUGAAGAUUCUCAAGUUCCUAUUGACAUUAUCGUUAGAAAUCUUACCAAACAAACUGCUUUGCACACCAAGAUAGCAUUUGCCUCCUUAAAAACUUACAAUGAACCAUUGCCUUGGUGGACGGUAUCGUCUGCUUUGCACACCAAGAUAGCAUUUGCCUCCUUAAAAUCUUCCAGUGAACCUGAAGAACCUGAAGACGAUUCCAGUCAAUCUGAAGACGAUUAUCUUUGGCAGGGACAAUUGUCAAACAAUGUGCUACGUUUGCAAGGCGGGGACCAAGUCUCCAUUCUUGUAAGGCCUCUAGUUGAUUUAGUGAGAGUGAAGAAGACGGGGGUUCAUCUAGAAUGGGACAAAGUCAUGAAGGAAAAUAUGGAUAAUCCGGAUCUGGAACCAUAUCUGGAUUUUUUGGGGGGAACUGAUGAUGAGGCAAGACCAAGCAAUGACGCAUCUGUUCCCGGUGAUCAAGUGAGUGCUAUAGAUGAAGAAUCAGCAGUGGAAGACGAUCCUCUCGGCCAUGGCGAUCUAUGUACUCGUUUGUCAUUGUCUAUCAUGGAAAAUCUGCAAUUUUCUGGAGGAGCUGAUGAUGGGGCAGGACGGAGCCAUGGUGCAUCUGAUCAAUUGAGUGCUGUAUAUAAACAAUUAGAAUGGGACGAAGUCAUGAAGGAAAAUAUGGAUAAUCCGGAUCCUCAUUUGUAUGAUUUGGAAACAAAUCGAGAUUUUUCAGGGGGAGUUGAUGACGCAUUUGUUCCCAAUCAAACUAGUGUUAUACAUGACCAAUUAGCAGUGGAACCAUAUCUGGAUUUUUUUUGGGGAACUGAUAAUGAGGCAGGACGGAGCCAUGACACACGGCCGGAUGAGGGAGCAGGACGGAGCCAUGACGCAUUUGUUCGAACUAAUCAAUCGAGUGCUGUGGAUGAACAAUUAGCAAUGGAGUCGAUGACUCCAGUUCAAGAAAUUGUACCAUACUGA